This is a messenger RNA of Gavia stellata (red-throated loon), 2829 nucleotides long. It is a transcript of the gene RAB8B, whose product is annotated as RAB8B, member RAS oncogene family. NCBI's taxonomy places the organism in Eukaryota, Metazoa, Chordata, Aves, Gaviiformes, Gaviidae. Gene Ontology annotation, cellular component: endosome; plasma membrane; synaptic vesicle. The record is from RefSeq and is a predicted model, not a curated record. The transcript has 10 exons. Gene Ontology annotation, molecular function: GTPase activity; GTP binding. Bases 11 to 784 code for a protein of 257 amino acids. Gene Ontology annotation, biological process: Golgi vesicle fusion to target membrane; protein secretion; protein localization to plasma membrane.
GCGAGGGAAGAUGGCGAAGACCUACGACUACCUGUUCAAGCUGCUGCUGAUCGGGGACUCGGGCGUGGGCAAGACCUGCCUGCUCUUCCGCUUCAGCGAGGACGCCUUCAACACCACCUUCAUCUCCACCAUCGGAAUUGACUUUAAGAUCAGAACAAUAGAAUUAGAUGGAAAGAAAAUCAAGCUACAAAUAUGGGAUACAGCAGGCCAGGAGAGAUUCCGCACAAUCACAACGGCAUACUACAGAGGAGCCAUGGGAAUUAUGCUGGUGUAUGACAUCACAAAUGAAAAGUCUUUUGACAACAUAAAAAACUGGAUAAGAAACAUAGAGGAGCAUGCCUCUUCAGAUGUAGAAAGAAUGAUCCUGGGUAACAAAUGUGAUAUGAAUGAAAAAAGACAAGUCUCAAAAGAAAAAGGGGAGAAGUUAGCAAUUGAUUAUGGAAUCAAAUUUUUGGAGACAAGUGCAAAAUCCAGCAUAAAUGUGGAAGAGGCAUUUUUCACACUUGCACGGGACAUUAUGACAAAGCUCAACAGAAAAAUGAAUGACAACAGUUCAUCAGGGGCAGGGUCACAAAGCCUCAGAAAUAAUACCACCAAGCUGCUGCUGAGAGCUCCAUUGAACGUAGACUGCGAUACACAAAAUACCAAGUGGAUUUUGCUCACUAAGCCUAUUGACCUGUCAGGCUCUUCUUUCUCAGAUAUGGAAGCUAUGAAGUGGAGACACAAAUGCAAGAAAGAAUUUAAUGCAAUUUUGUUGUCCCCUGCUGAAACUGAAGAAUUCUAAUUUCAUGUGGUCUUAUGGAUAAGGUAAAAUGCAGAUUUCUCUCUCUUUCUUUGUUGUUUUGCCCCCACCCCUCUUCUCCAGCAGUAUUAAAUGGCUGAGUGGCUGCACUUUACCAGUGUGCUAACUUUUGGUCAGUAUAGACCUCUUUCUGUGUACAGUCUGCCUUGUCAGACACUGAAAAAUGUGCUGUAUCUUAGUGUGCAAAUCAGCUGUAUGUUUUACUGGGAAUUUUUUUUAGCUAUAUUCUCCUUUAGACAAGCGGGUGAUGAUAAAUGGUAUGUUCUGCCUACGCAUCAGAUGCUGGGUACUACAGGCUUUUCUAAUGUCACUAUGAUUGUUUUGUGCAGUCUCUGUUGCUACCUUGCUCAAGACUAUAUAAUCUAAAUUUUGAAGGACUCUUAACUAUACCUCAGUCAACUAGUUAGUGUUCUAAUGUCCAUUAGAAUGAAAGUCAUAUAAUUAUUAUUCAUUAAGCAGCAAAUGUAUUUAUGUUUUGUUGCAGAAAUGGCCAUUAACCUUUCAGGAAAGGCAGACAUUUUUUGGUGGAUUUCGAUUGAACGAAAAUGCUGCUUAUGCUAUUGAGUUUUAGGAAAUCUUUCCCUCAGCCCCAUGUCUGUGCACUAUGUCUUGACCAAUAUUUUCUAAAUGGUUAAAAAAAAAGCGCCAAACAAAAACCAAACUGGUCUCAGUGCUUUGCAAUUUUAGCUUUCAGUCUCUGAUCAGCAAAACAUGCACAAGAAGUUUUUGCUGAGUGUAUAUAGAAUAUUUGAUUUACUUACUGUCUGGAAGUUCUAUUAUUGCUAAAGCUUAAACCACUCAUGAAACUUAAUGCAGCUCACUUUUCUAUUUGGGGGACAGUCUCAAAAAUGCUAAUUGACUUUUCAGACCUGUAGUUCUUUUUACAGAAAGUGUUUCCCAUACUAGUCUGCUGAAGUCAAGUGAAUUAGGUGGAUCAUUUUCACAAGUGAAUAAAGGAGUCUUAAAUAUACAUAUCGCAUUAAAAUAUUGUGAAUGGGUAAUGAUUUGAAAGUACAUGAAUAAUAUGUAAAAUGCAUAAAUGUGUUAUUUGUGAAAAUGCAUCUGUUAUUUGGUUGUCUAUUAAUGUAACUGAAAUCUUGCAAUGUUAAACUUCUUAAGGAUUGGUCUGUAGGUGAUAAUAGGUCUUUUUUCACCUCCAUUCACUGAACUGCUUAUGCCAUUCUCAUUCUUAUAAAUAAAACUUGUAUUUCUUUCUUCCACAAAAGCAGGAUUUCCAUUGAUUUUUCUUGUUUCUGGUGAAUUUAAGUAUUUUAGUGCAUUCCUAUGGCCUUACGAACAUUUUUGCAAAUAAAACUUCAAUUACAGUUAUUUUAAUGCCAUUAUAGCUACUAAAUUCAGAAUAAAAAGUAUAGUCCUUGAGAAAAUGCUUAAUUUUGAAAUAGAAGUGUUCUACUGUGUGUGUUUAAGCACAUUUUAUCUCUGGUAUAAAGGCGUAAUGUGAAAAGCUCCUGCAGAUAAAAGUGAACUUGUCAUGUGGUUAACUUGUAAACCUCAUCAUUACUUGUGUAUUGAUGUUUAUAGACAAAAAACCCAAACCCAAUCCCUAAAGGAAACCUUCACACUCCAAUGGUUUUAUUAUUCCAUGUGAACUUUUUUACAACGUGUGUCUCAAAUAAAAGUUACGUAAUGAAAAGUAUUUGGAGAAUUUUGUACGAAAUAUUCCAUGUAGUUUUCUAUACAGUUGGCAUUUCCACUCUAUUUUCGAUACAUGUGUUGUGGAAAGGAGUCCAGCUGUGUUGCAUCUGUAAAACUUUGUUUAACAUCAGUGGCAAGCCACAAGGGUCUUUGUAUGGCUUUGCUUGUUCCUAAACUGGACUGUUCUUCAGAUUUCUCCUGAAAUAUCCUCUGUUCCUGUAGUGAUUGCUUAGGUCUAAGUAUAUUAUUUCAGUGACCUUCAGCUUCAUAAGGAACCAUUUUUCCAGACAUUCAGUGUCAUGAGAUACCCUUCCAAAGUAACUUCUGAGCAAUGCCAGUAAAGAUAACAUGAGACACAAUCUCCAAUUUGA